Molecule: messenger RNA, 3171 nt
Organism: Megalops cyprinoides (Indo-Pacific tarpon)
Lineage: Eukaryota; Metazoa; Chordata; Actinopteri; Elopiformes; Megalopidae
Product: protocadherin-8-like
Exons: 3
Coding region: 150-3128 (992 amino acids)
Biological process (GO): homophilic cell-cell adhesion
Cellular component (GO): plasma membrane
Molecular function (GO): calcium ion binding
Source: RefSeq, a predicted model, not a curated record
ACGAGGAGCACAGAGCGCGCUUUAAGCAGCGAUUUCUGUGGUUUCUAGAAGCGCAUGUGCCCAGCAGAGACAAAUUCAACUUGACAAGUGUUUUGUUUUAAUAAACAGUUAAUCUAAGUGAAGUGGUUUAGGUUAGUUAACCAACCAACAUGGGUUCGAAAAGAACACCAGGAAAUUUAACUAUACGGCACAGAUGGAUGUUCGUGUUCACUCUGGCACACAUGGCAAUCUUACCAUCUUUAUUUGAAGGAAAGACGAUAAAAUACCAAACAUAUGAAGAAGAUGCUCCUGACACAGUGAUCGGAAACCUCGCCAAGGACAUGUCUUUGAGUCCCUCACAGGGUACCAAGACGAAUUUCAGGAUGAUGAAACAAUUUAACACUUCUGUUAUUAGACUUAGGGAAAGCGACGGACAGCUUUCCAUCGGCGAACGAAUCAACAGAGAAUUAAUCUGCAAACACACGCUUCAGUGUCUCAUCGCUUUCGAUGUUGUUAGUUUUUCCAAAGAGCAAUUUAAAUUAAUACACGUUGAAGUGGAAGUCAAGGACAUCAAUGAUCACUCACCUGAGUUUCCGAACAAGGAAUCUACAUUGGAAAUUUCUGAAAGCUCUUCUGUGGGUUCCAGAUUUCCCUUAGAUGUUGCUGUUGACGAGGAUGUUGGCAUAAAUUACAUUCAAAGCUACCAGAUUUCAGUGAACAGUCAUUUUACCAUUGACGUUUUGAACAGAGCAGACGGGGUUAAAUAUGCGGAGCUGGUGCUAAUGAAAGAGCUGGACAGGGAAACUCAAUCCUCCUACGCUCUAGAGCUUGUUGCUACCGACGGUGGAAAUCCACCGAAAUCUGGCUCCACAAGGAUAAACAUCAAAGUUAAAGACUUUAAUGAUAACAGACCAGUUUUCGACCAGAACAAUUUCUCAGUAGAUUUGCUUGAGGACGCACCAGUUGGGUUCCUUUUAUUGGAUUUAAACGCGGUUGAUCCAGACGAGGGCUUAAACGGAGAAGUGGUGUAUGCGUUUGGAAAUCAGGUGUCUGCUGAGAUCCGACAACUUUUUAAAGUGGACCGUAAAACAGGACGCUUGACACUCGAAAGCCCAAUAGAUUUUGAGAGUAAGAAAACGUACGAAUUAGACGUGCAGGCGUCUGAUUUAGGUCCGAACCCAUCAGCUUCCAUCUGUAAAAUAAUUAUUCACGUCCAAGACGUGAAUGAUAAUGCCCCAGAAAUUAGUAUUACGCCCAUGACUUCCAUCACUGCGGGAAUAGCGUAUAUCAGCGAGGCUGCAGCCAAAGACAGCUUUGUGGCACUAAUCAGCACCUCGGACAGGGAUUCUGGCGCGAACGGGCAGGUUCACUGCACGCUGUAUGGACACGACCACUUCAAAAUUCAGCAGGCGUACGAGGACAGUUACAUGAUCGUAACGACGGCACCGCUGGACAGAGAAAAGAUAGCCGAAUAUAAUUUGACUGUGGUGGCCGAGGAUUUGGGGUCUCCUCCAUUCAGGACAAUAACACAAUACACCAUUAGGCUGAACGAUGAGAACGACAACGUCCCCCUGUUUAGCAAGCCAGUGUAUGAAGUUUCGGUGGUGGAAAACAAUGCUCCAGGCGCGUACAUCACCACAGUCGUGGCGAGGGACCUUGAUUUAGGGCACAAUGGCAAAGUCAUCUACAGGCUUUCGGACACUCAGAUCAUGGACUCCCCAGCGUCAACAUUUGUGUCUCUUGAUCCAGCUACAGGUUCCAUUUAUGCACUCAGAAGUUUCAACUAUGAGGUCAUGAAACAGCUGGAAAUUCGAAUUCAGGCAACCGACGGGGGUUCGCCCCCCCUGCAAAGCAGCGCAGUCAUCAAUCUAAAAAUAGUUGAUCAGAAUGACAACGCUCCCUCCAUCACGCAACCCGUCCUAAAUAAUGGAUCUGCCGAAGUACUUCUACCGAAAGAUGCGCCUUCAGGUUAUAUUAUUACCCAGAUAAAGGCAACAGAUGCUGACGAGGGCUCAAAUGCAGAGCUGUCAUACAGUAUUUCUAAGGGAGAGGACGCAUUUUCCAUGAAUAAAGUCACUGGACAAAUAUAUUUAAACCGUGAAAUAAACUGUGAUGUUAACGAGAGCUUUAAAAUUUCAGUUACAGUCAGCGAUAAUGGGAGACCUUCACUGGCUUCCACAGCUACUAUCCACUUCAUUGUAAUUGCAGGAGCUCCCCCAACCGACCACACUAUGGUCAAACACAACACAGACGAAGACCUCAUUCAGUGGGACAUGUCAGUUAUCAUAAUUGUAGUUCUCGCUGGGAGCUGCUCCCUCCUUUUGCUGGCCAUUAUCUUAAUCGCAACUACUUGUAAUCGACGCAAACAGCAAAAGAAAAGUGGCGACUUCCAGGACGAAGUGGACGUACCGGACUUGGAGAGAGCGAAAAACAACUGCGACCCGCUCAUCUCUAGCCACAGCGCCGAUGUAUUCGACGUCCGACCGUACGCAUCAUUUCCGCAUUCCCACACUGCGGGGAGCAACGUGGGUGAAGACGGCAGCGCGACCACAUGCGUGUACUCACCUGAAAACAGAAUCCGGGGUGCCAAAUAUGAGGGCUAUUCUACACUACCUGGAUAUGGCAAAGAAGCUGUCAGACCAAUUACAAUAUGGAAGGGCAAUUCUUACACAACUAUUUCUGCAAGAGACCCUCAGUUCAGUGGGAAGGACAGCGGGAAAGGGGACAGUGACUUUAAUGACAGCGAUUCUGACAUAAGUGGAGAUGGCAUCAAAAAGGAUUGCCCCCCACCCGACCUUCAGAGUGGACUGUGGGCAUGUACGAGCGAAUGCAAGAUUCUUGGUCACUCAGAUCGGUGCUGGAGCCCAUCUGCAGUUAGGUCCAACGCCAGCUCUGCCCAUGGACAGCACCUCUCCCCAUUUGACAAGACGGCGUCUCUGCCCCGAGACACUCUUCGACGAGACAACUACUACCAGGCGCACAUACCCAAGACAAUCGGCCUGCAGAGUGUCUAUGAGAAGGUUCUGCACAAUGAACACGACUAUGUACUAGUUUCUACGCCACGACCUGUCAGGGCACAAGAGAUGAACGAAAUAGUAAUCCCUGUAUACGCGCCUAAUACACCGCGCUGUCAUGCAAAUCAUGUUUAACGUUGUAUAAAAUAGACGGGUUAUGGUAUGAAAUACAGCACGC